AUGCUCAGCUCCAUCGUCCACCACCCCUGCGAGAUCUCGAUGCACCUCGUCUCGCAGGACAUCUUCAUCCACCCGCCCCCCGCCAACAGCGAGUUUCCCGGCGAUGACAAGACGCUCCGAGGCCUCGUCGAGAUCAAGUGUCCCAGCGAGCGGCACAUCCAGGGCAUCAAGGUCGUCUUGCAGGGCAUCCAGACGCUCGCCAUCCCCGAGGGCCACACGGGUUCGGCCGCCGCCAUUCGGUGGGAGGAAAAGAUCAUCAUGGAAAAGUCGCUCGAGAUCAUGAACGACGGCUCUGGCCACCCGUCGUCGAGCAAGCACUCGAGGCUGUCCAAGGGCAAGGAAAAGGAAAAGCAGCAGCCGUGCGGCGCCACCGAGGGCCUGCACCUCGACAAGGGCAUCCACGGCUUCGAGUUCGCCUUCAUCAUCCCGGCCUCGGCCGCGCCGUUUGAGAGGAACAAGCACGGCCGCGUCAGGUACAUCCUUACCGCCACCGCGCUCGGGGCGGGCCGCGCGCGCAGCCACAUCUCGACCUGGAAGGAGAUCUUCAUCAUGCUCCACGUCAACUCCGACGGCGGACCCACGCCGCUCGACAUCCAGUACCAUGACGUCCACGAGGCCCUCGGCCCCAUGUCGGUCUCGCUCACCUCGGCCUCGCUCACCGUCGGCGGCACCGCCAACCUCACCAUCUACCAUCCGGAUCCGCCGCCCGGUCUCAGUGUCCACGUCGCCCGUGUGUUUCUCGAGCAGACGUUUGAACUCUACAGCGAGGUCCGCAAGGGCUGGCUCAAGCUGCCGACGGAAAAGUUCCGGCUGUGGGAGAAGGGCUACAUGCCCUACAAGGCCAAGCAGGCCGAGGGGACCACGCCGCAGGACGCCCUCUGGAUCGCCGACGCCGGCGGCGGAGCGGGACGGCCGGGGCGCGGCGCGGGCGGUGGGCCCGCCAACAUCUCGCCGUUUGGCCUGCCGCUCAACGGAUCCGUCUCGGCGCCCGUCACGCCCGGCGAGCCGGCGACGCCCAUGUACCCGGAGAAUGGGUACAAGAUCAAGUCGGUUGUCCGGCUGCCCGACGACAACAUCAUCCGCCCCAGCACGGUCCGCGGCUCGCGCGCCGAGAUCCGCGUCUCUCACGAGAUGGGCGUCGAGAUCUUCUUUUCGCGCCAAGACGUCCUCGACACGCGCGAGGGCAGCGAGAGCUUUGGGCUGCCCAAGGUGCAGGUGUUUUCGAUGCGGCGGGCGACAAUGAUCCCGUCGUGCUGCUGCACCUUUGACACCAUCCACCUGCCGCCCUACUCGCUCGAGUCGCCGUCCAACUCGCGCCCCUCGUCGCCGUCGCCGCCCCUCUCGCGGCGCAGCACCCAGGCCGAGCUCGACCACUGGAAGCGCACGACGCCGCUCAACCUCUCGCUGCCCGGCUCGCGCAACAGCUCCAACGCCAACUCGGGCAGCAGCUCCAAGACGGCCUCGCGCGAGACGUCGCCCACCAGGCUCGGCUUCGGCCACCACUUUGGCGGCAGCCACGGCCGCAAGAGCCGCAACGCCAGCCGGGACCGGGACCGCGGCAGGAGCGGCGGGGGUCUUGGCAAUCUCGGGCUGCACGCCCUCACGCCGGCGUCGAGCGGCCACAUUGAGACGUCGGGCAGCGGCCACCGCAGCGGCUACUCGACGCCGCGGUCGCUGCCGCUCAACACGCCGUGGGCCGUCAGCCACCUUCCGGAGCGCACGGGCACCUCGCACGACACCUGCAACUGCGGCAGGACGACCGAGGAGCUGACCGAGGCCGAGCAGAGGCUGCUCGAGGGCGCCCCCACCGCUCCGGGGGCGUGGAUCGACAGCCACGACGAAAACGCUACGCUGCCGCCCUGGACGCCACCGUCGCGGCCCGGAAGCCCGGUCUCGGGCUGGCACCACGGGCUCGGCGGCGGGCGCGAGGGAUUCCGACCGCGGGGCAAGCUGGCAGAGAUCGAAACGCCGCUGGCAAGCCCUCCGGCUUCCUGA
Messenger RNA from Pseudozyma flocculosa PF-1, 1995 nucleotides. RefSeq lists its product as uncharacterized. NCBI's taxonomy places the organism in Eukaryota, Fungi, Basidiomycota, Ustilaginomycetes, Ustilaginales, Ustilaginaceae. The record is from RefSeq and is a predicted model, not a curated record. The transcript is spliced from 2 exons. Bases 1 to 1995 code for a protein of 664 amino acids.